AUGGAGAAGGUCCUCUCGCAGGUGAUGGAGAGGGCCCAGAAGAAGUUCCGCAUCGGACUUGACUGGCUCCCUGCGCCUGUUUCUGCCACCACUUAUGGGCUGUCCCCAUAUCUAAUUCACCGCUCCAUCGUCCAGAAUGAGGUGCUUUUCUCUUCAGAGGGCUUGACGCUCCUAUCACUUGAUCACCUGUACACAUUCAAAAGUGCACUGGCCAGCUACACAAGCACCAGCUCCGCAUUCCGUCUCGAGGACGCCGUGGAUGAGCUCCGCCGCUACGUCCUGUCUAAUGGCCGACGCAAGCUGCAGAAGAGCCUGCUUCUGCGCUCGUACGAGUGGCUGCGCGUGAAUGACGCCGCGCUGAGCGACGUCAGCCGCAUGUAUCGCCGGGCUUACGGCGGGCCGGAGAAGGACUCUGGCUUGGAGAACGACGUCGACAUUGUCGUCAAGCCGAAGCCCAUGUCGCCGAAGCCCCUCCCCGAGGAGCCGCUCGGGUCCGACAAGGAGGGCGACGUCACAGACUUUGAGGAGGACGACGAAGACGACACCGAAGAUGUCAUCACGCCCGUCAAGGCGGUGCCCACGCCCAAGCCCACACCAACGCCGAGCGUGAUCCCGCCCAAGUCAACAUCACCAUACAAAACACCCUCGCCGGGCCUCAAAGGCCCCGCGCUUAGACUCCAGACAACCUUUGACAAGCCUGCCAAAAAGGUGUCACCACCGCCGCAGCCCAAGGUGACCAUCGGCGACGCCAUCAACAUCGAGCUGCACGACAUCGCGCGCGAUGACGAGGAGGACGAUGCAGACGCCGAGCUGACCGCGCGGCCCAGCAGCAACACGCGCGGGCCGGCGUUCCCGCUCUUCAACUCCUUCUCGAUCGACGAGGUCAUGUUCAGCCCCGUCUCGGCGCUGACGCCGCACAAGAUGGGGCCGAUGACGCCGAACGACUAUGACGAUAUCUCGCCCACCACACGGGGCGAGUGGGGGUUCCUGAUGGUGGGCGACUCGUGGAAGGCCAAGACGGCUGCUGUAGAGACGUGCUGA
Molecule: messenger RNA, 1041 nt
Organism: Phaeoacremonium minimum UCRPA7
Lineage: Eukaryota; Fungi; Ascomycota; Sordariomycetes; Togniniales; Togniniaceae
Exons: 2
Coding region: 1-1041 (346 amino acids)
Source: RefSeq, a predicted model, not a curated record